Molecule: messenger RNA, 6694 nt
Organism: Castor canadensis (American beaver)
Lineage: Eukaryota; Metazoa; Chordata; Mammalia; Rodentia; Castoridae
Source: RefSeq, a predicted model, not a curated record
ACCAAGCUAGACAGACGUGUGUGUUGUAUACUACCCUUGCUUGGGCCCUUUCUUCUCAGAAACCUGUAGUGUGUUGAUGAUUCUCUUAUCUUUACUUUCAUGUCAUCAACUCCCAACUUCAGCAUGCACACAUUUACAAGGAGCAGGAAUGUGAGAGUAUGUCUUCAGGGUGGGAGAUGAGAUUGUUUUGUUUACUUCCUGUCUUUAGUAAAUGUAAUACACAGUUAACACCUUGGCAGCAAAAGUUGCUGUUAUAAAACAAAAUAAAACUUAACAUAAUCUUAAAUUUGUAGGCAACAUGUGAGACUGAGCAAAUGGAACUUUGCAGGUGGUUUUUCCAUUAGCUGUGAGCAAGCACAAAGUAUGUAGCAUUGAGAGUAAGCAUGAGGUUACGAUCCUGGGAGGACUCAAUGAAUUUGUAGUGAAGUUUUAUGGACCACAAGGAACACCAUAUGAAGGUGGAGUAUGGAAAGUUAGAGUGGACCUUCCUGAUAAAUACCCUUUCAAAUCUCCAUCUAUAGCCCAUUCCUCAGACUCCAUAUUAUCAGAGAGAAAGGAAGAAACAGAAAAGAGGACCCCUUGUUGAGUUUAGAUCUCCUGAACACACACAGGAUCAGUUCAGAAGUUCCCAUGACACAGGGCAUUGAGAGUGAGCUCCUUGCUUGGUUCCUCAAGAAGAGACCAGCCCAGGUCCAUCUCUCCUGAUUAGGAAAGGCCAAGCUCUCUGAAGAGACUUCUGCCCGGGUGCAGGCUGCCCCAGGCUGGGCCUGGCUGUCUGAGGAAUUCAUAAGCUUGUGAUUAAGUUGAAUCAGCCACAGCUGCCCUCAACCAUCUCAGUCCAGACUCAUUUUAUCCUGGGAUAGUGCUACCAUUUUUGCCUUUGGCCCUUUUCACCUACUUGAUUUAGAGUGGAUUUGCCUUGUUUAGUCAUUUGUCCAACCUCCCAUUUUGUCAAGAUAAUUCUGAGUGAAAUUCCUAGGAUUCAUGAAUAAAAUUUUCCAUCCCAACAUUGAUGAAGCGUCAGGAACUGUGUGUCUAGAUGUAAUUAAUCAAACUUGGACAGCUCUGUAUGAUCUUACCAAUAUAUUUGAGUCCUUCCUGCCCCAGUUGUUGGCCUAUCCUAACCCCAUAGAUCCUCUCAAUGGUGAUGCUGCAGCCAUGUACCUCCACCGACCAGAAGAAUAUAAGCAGAAAAUUAAAGAGUAUAUCCAGAAAUACGCAACAGAAGAGGCCCUGAAGGAGCAGGAAGAGGGCACUGGUGACAGCUCAUCGGAGAGUUCUAUGUCUGACUUUUCAGAAGACGAAGCCCAGGACAUGGAGUUGUAGUAGAAAAAGCACCUGCUUUUCAGAAAGACUAUUAUUUCCUAACCAUGAGAAGCAGACUAUAAUAUUCAUAUUUAAACAAAGCAAUUUUUUUUAUUACUAAACAAGGUUUUUAUGAAUAAUAGCAUUGAUAUAUAUGUAUUAUAUAUCACCCUUUAGAUCUUGAUUUCUUGGUCAUUUCUCAACCUGAGGUGCAUAGCAUACCCCACAUUCCAUUUCGGUAGCAGUAUGCGGUCCGAAUGCAUGCAUUCAUAAGUCCAUUUGGCCAAGUCAGCCCGUGUGCUACUGAACUGUCAAAAGAAAUAGCCGCUCUGAUAGAUAGACACAGGUAAAGCUUACAGGAAAAAGUUGCUGCUUUUAUUGAUGGUUCCAAAGAAACAAACCAAACCUACCAGCUGUUGAAUGAAGAUAGAAUAGUGCUUUUUCAGAGUGGAAAGGAAAACAGUGGGGAGUAAGAGGCCUGCUUUGGGAGCACGUAGAGCCAGCCAUGUACCAAUUAGCUGCUCCUCCCUGGGAGGCCUGGGUACCCCAUUUCUGUGGAGUGGAGCAGCAGUGGAAAACAGGGAGCUAACUGGAGAAGUGAAACUUAACGAUUUUUUGACUUGGAUUUUAAGCACAUUUUUAUAUGUAGAUUCCUGCCCUUCCUGCUACUAGACCUGCAGCCACAGUGUUUUGCUUUGGAGAACCAUUGGGAAGUGUUCUCUGAACCUGAUUCUUUUUUUUCUUGGGGUAUAGCUUGUCAUCAGACCUGUUUUUGAAAAGACAGGAAGGGAGAAAAGUGACAGGAAGAUGAUUCCUCAUCCAAGCCCCAUGCACAGCCACAUCCUCUCCUGUGUUGGGCCAGUUUGAGACCACUGCCCUGGACUGAGAGCUUUAAACUGGAAGGGUUUUUCAUUUGAUUGGGGUUUCUUUUUGGUUUUCUGUUUAGUGUGAAUUGUGCUUAGGCUACAAAUUUAAUCUUCACCUACUAAGAGAUGGUUUUCUCCCCUGGACAAGCCCUCAGUGGACCAGUAGUUGUGGGAAGAAGACCCGCUGGGGCCUCGAGGCCCUGGGUGUGCUCCUACAGUGGGGGCAGCCUGGUCAUCAUCUGCUUGUGGGAGUGGGAAAUGGGUAUUUCAGACCCAACACACAUUCGAAACUUAAAGUGAAUAAUAAUUGGAACAAAUAAAGGUUGUUGUACACAAAGUCGCUCAGCCUGGGAAAACACAGCUUGCUUCAGAGAGUGACGGACUGGGACGAAGGGAUUCGGAAAAGGAUGCUGUGAGAUGGGUUGCAAAGGGAGGACGCUUGCUCUCUGCGUUAAGCACGAGUCAGACACUUUGAAAUGCCUGCUGCUGGUCCGGUGUUGCUCAGCCAACCUCACAUCCAGGUUGCGCAGAGCUGCUUUCAGAUCUGAUUGUCGCCUGCUAAAUCUGGAAUUUGGAGACACUAGCAGCCCUGUGUGCUUUUUGCGGCAACCAGCAGGACAGUAGCAGAAACCUUCGAAAGACAACUUUUGAAUGUCCCACUGGGAUAACUUUUCUUUUUGAUGUGUGUUUUUAGUUUAGAAGUACUAUAUUCCACAAGGUGUAAGUCAAUGAGGUUGGAAGAUACCCUUUUUUUUUUUUUAAUUCAAAAAGCACAAUCAAUCUUUUCUUUGAAAAUCUAUAUAAAGUACAACUUGCUUUUAGCAUGAUUAUUUUCCUAAAUAAAAAGACAAAGAAUUUGCUUAUUUUAUGUUAAUUACGGGCAUGAAGCAAAGGUUUUCUUUUGAGUAAGUACAGUUCUGUAGGGCUGCAGUUAGUUAACCGCACUGCGUUCUCUCUAGCACGCGUGGCUUGUUGGAAGGGAGGUAUUAACUAUUUAACAUGGAAUGGUGUGCUUUACCCAGCACUGUCUUCUCAUUGCUUUGGGGAGGGAGGGUCUCUGCCAGCACUGUCCACCUGCUUCCCUGCCGUGCCACCUGUGCUGUAACCUUCACUGUAGGUGCUACUAGGGUAGGCUUGAAAGUGCUGGGUGGUGAUUUGAGUUCAAACAAUAAAAAAUUGUAUUUUUUCAAUAUUGUAUAAACAAUAGUGUUCUAGUUACCUUUCCAAAAAGAUGUCCAGGAAAUUGCUUUUGAUCUUGUUGAACAAAAUCGAAACCUAGAGAACCAAGUUUAGGAAGGCCUGUGGGCAGUGCCACAGAUCUGCCCAGGGAAUCCACUUUGCUGCAGAAAAGACCUCAGCCUGCCUCCCUGGCAGAGCUCUGGCAGCAGCACUGAUGGUGCAGAGUUCCCUUGAGUCUGGGGGCCGCAGGUCAGAGUGUGGCUGCAGCAUGUGGGGUCCACCCAGUUGCUGCAAAGACAUGAGUGGCUUCUUGGCACUGAUGCUCCUUUGACUCCCCAGUCACAUGGUGCCCUCUCCUUUCUUGGCACUAACCUGGUCCCAUGCACCUUCUGGCUGUUUGGGGGCUUUUUCCUCUCUACUGGGAAAUUGACUUUGCUCUUACUUUAUGUCCUUUCCCUGCACCUGGGUGAGGUGGGACUAGGAGAUCAUACUCAUAGUAGGCCCAGGGAAGCCAGAAGGCAGCCUGCCUGUGACUCUGGGCCACUAUAAUAGAUGGGAGACUAAGUCUGCAGCAGGGCUAUUGUGACACCAGAAGCCUUCCCUAGUUGUCUGAAGGUCUGUCUCCUUUCCCAGCUCUCAAAGGACUCCAGAGUCCCUGAGGAGCUAAGCAUCCUUGACUCUGGAGGUGGUGUCAGCAGGUUAGAGCUGCUGCUGGCAGUUUUCUGCCUUUAGAACCCAUUGUUUUUGAGGUCCAACCUUGUGGCUUACCAAUGCAAGCUGCCUUUGUCCCCAAAUGACUGAACUCAAGCUCUUGCCAAACACCAAGUGAGGUGGUGCAGCCCAGCAGCACCAAAUCUGCUGCUCUCGUGAACCCUCCAGGGCCCAGUGCUGGGGCCAGUGUGCUGUGAUCAGUGGUAGCCAACCUAGACUGACAUUUUGGCUUUUUUUUUUUUUUUCCCUGCAGUCUCACUGCCCUCAAGAUUACUGUGCAGUUUCAACCAGCAUUUUAUACUAGUGAGAAAAUUAUCAGAAGUUGCCAUAAAUCUAUCCAGUACUAAUGACUGGUCCACUUCAAAAGCUGUUCUAAUUGCCAACUGGCUGAUCUAGGCUCCUGAGAAGUGUCUCCCUUCAAAGGAAUUUUGCCUUCCAAAGGGCUUCCUGGAGCCUUACCUGGCCUUGGCCAGAUGCUCAAAUCUUAAUGGGCCACCAAUUGGGAUGGCUGAGAAUCAUGACAGGCAGAUCCUCUUCUAGCCUCCAUGGAUCAAGUUCAUAGACCCCAAGUUUGUGGGAACUGGUGUUUGGCUUGUGGCCAGCCCUUCUAUGUUUUAAUGACUCAAAAAAAUGAAAGCUAUUUAUGAAAGCAAGAGUUUUCAUUAGCUUCCUAACUGGGUUCAUAGCCUUGCUGAGUGAAAUCAAGUCAUUUCUGAUUGGGCGCAAAAACUUAAUUUCUUUGGGUUUCUGAAUCCAUGUUCCUAUUUCCUCUGGCCACUGAACACCUUGGCCCUCCAUUAAGGGAUUGGAUGGAGCGAGGGCUCUCUGGAGCAGGGUUAGCCUCACCUGAGGAAGGGCAGGACUCUGUUUUAGCAGAUCCUCGUCUUGGCUGUGGGCUUGGGAAGAAAUGGCCAUUAUUUACUGAUUGUAUUUGGUACAUAUUGUGUGAUACUUGAAGAGAAUAAAAGGGACUUACCAGCCCUUAAUUGAAAUCUAAGCUUUUUAUCGCUUUUUUUUCCCUAGCCCUAUCUCCUCCCACCUUUUUCCUUGCAUUGUGAUGACCUAGUUGGGCACGUCUGUCACCCGGACACAUGCCUCUUCUGACUAUAACCUCUUAAUAGUUGUGUAUAAUGAAAACUGUAAACUUUUUUAAAUAAAAUGUGUAUAUACCUUGGCAAAUGGCUGGACCUUGAUCAAUAAGAGCCCCAUUCUUUAAAACCCUUUUGUUCACCUGGCUCCUGAGCCCCUCUCACAAGGCAGGUGGUUGAAACCAGUAGGGAAGGGAGUGUGUCACCCUCAGCUAGUAAUAACGGAGAGGCCCGUUCACUAAAACCUGGGCGGGAGGUUUCUGCAGUGGAGCCUUGCAAAACCAUCUCUUCUGUAGAGUCCCAGCCUACUACCGCCUUGCUGAGUGAGGUGGUCCAUAUGGCCUGGGGUUCACAGGCAUUGCAGCCUCCUGCUGGAACUGACCUACCUCAACUUGAGAAUGCUCUGACCUCCACCCUGCCUGGGGUGAGAAGCCCAUUCCUGCUGAGGACCAGCAUCUGGUUCCUUUCUAGUGCACAUGCCCUCAACGGCCGCCAGAUGGCGACGCUGCCCAGUAGGUCUGACCAAGUCCACUGAUGCUUUUGUUAGAAAGUCCUGAGACAAAGGGAAUUGGUCUGGGAUGCUUUCCCCCACCUCUCUUCCCAUUUUCUCCUCCUUACUCAUUUCCUCAGAGUUUUCUCCUCCCUGCAUUGAGACAUUCACCAGGAGCCCAGCUUCCUGUCUGCCUGCCUGCCUUCCAGGGGACUGAAGGUGAGGUGUCCUAGGAAGUGCCCCUGGGCGCCCAGAGCAAGGAUACUCUUAAAGCCACAGUAGCUGCCUCCAGUGCACAGAAGUGAAAUGCUCAUCACAAGUGGCCCUCACUGACCCCUCAGCUAGAGCUGUGAGUUCUAGUCCCUUCUGUUAACCAGCUGUGAGACCCCAUCUCCUGUGAUCCUCUGGCACUUGGUUGCACAUUUGAGGUACCUGCUCAUGACUGACACCUGGGAUCCGAGCUCCAUGUGGGCCUGAAGCAGUGCUACAGCAUGGGGAGAGGUUACUGCAGGGACCCUCAGGACACCAAGGUUCCUCACAGGUUUUUAGACACAAGGAACUUUGAACACUCAGAAGCACCCAUUGUCAGUCUAAAGAGGAAGAAGAGGAGUGUGGGUCACAUGACCCCAUUCUGUUCAUCUCACAACAAGCAGGCUCUUAAACCUACCCCAGGAGGCACAUACAUUCCAUGGGGCUUUGGUGCUCCCUCCCUCCCUCACCUUAUUCCCAGCUGCCUCCCGGGAAGAAGGAUCUGGGGUUCCUGAGGCAUGUUGCCCCGGAAAGGGAUGUCACAAUACUUCCCUGUCUUUUUCUCACUGUCUCUGAAGGCCGCCCUCCCCUAGGGAGUGAGUGGCUGUGUCACUGGAUCCUGGUGUGUCCUAGUCCCCGCCUAGAACCAAGGCAGGUAAGAACUUUAAAAUUCCCAUAACCCCUCAAGUCACCAGACUGAGCAGCCUUAUAGGUAAGGAGACCUGGACAGCCCACCUUUAGCCAAGGCCUGCUCUGCAGCUCCAUGUAGGGCAAGGUUCCUGACCCCUUAAGGAUUUAAUGUUUGA